AUCCAAAGAAUCUCCUCACCUUCCUUUGCUGCCCGUCUUCUCACCACCUCAACUCAUUUGCCUCCAAUAUCACCUCGAAAAUCUUCUCUGACGGCAGCCCCACUGGUGGCCCUAAAACUCUCAUCCGUCAACGGAUUAUGGCUUGACAAAUCUUUCUCUGUGUACCCUAGCAUCAAAAAGGUGCUUGAAACCGCAUAUAGGGCCACAAUCCAUCUCACCGAUUUUCAGAACAAGCUUGAGGAGGAAGUGACCAAUGAGGUGAACUCGUGGAUCGAGAAGCAGACGAGUGGCCUUAUAAAGGAGGUUCUCCCGGUUGGUGGUUUGGUCCCUGACCUUACCCGGCGUUUGAUCUUCGUGAAUGCUCUAUACUUCAAAGGGGCUUGGAAUGAGAAGUUUGACCUAUCGUGUACGAAGGACGCAGAAUUCCAUCUUCUCAGUGGGAGCUGCAGUCAGGUUCCCUUCAUGACCAGCAAGAAAAAGCAGACAGUGAGCGCCUUCGAUGGGUUCAAAGUCCUCGAGCUUCCAUGCAAGCAAGGCAGCAGUGACAAAAGGAGGUUCUCCAUGUACUUCUUCCUUCCGGAUGAAACGAAGGGACUUCCAUCUUUGGUGAAGAAGGUCUGCUCCGAGCCUGGGUUCUUAGACCACCAUCUCCCACGGCAGAAGGUGGAAGUGCGCAACUUCAGAAUCCCAAGGUUCAAAAUCUCCUUCGGGUUUGAAGCAGUGCAAGUUCUGGAGGAGUUGGGAAUGUUCUUUCCGGAAAGUCUGGGUUUGGCAGUAUCCUGCACGCAGCCCCAUGAGAAUCUCUAUGUAUCAAAAUUGUUCAACAGGUCCUUCAUUGAAGUGAAUGAGGAAGGUAGCGAAGCUGCAGCUGCCUCAACCGUCCUUGUGAAUGUCAAGGGACCGAAGAAGAUAGACUUCGUAGCAGACCAUCCCUUCCUGUUCAUUAUUCGAGAGAACAUGAGUGGGAUGAUUCUAUUCAUCGGUCAGGUCCUCAACCCUUCAACCAUUUGAUCUUGAGCAUUCACUAGUUCCAUGACUAAACAUACAAUUUGGUCCGAGACUCUGAGAUAUACCAAUUGAAAAAUCAGGUUAUGAAAUAUUUUUUUCUUGGACAAAUUGCUGCUGUGAUGUUAGGGUUCUAAUCUUUUGUGGUUCAACAUGAAAGUACAAUAUGACUGGGGUACCGAAAUCAUAAUGUGGUCCUCUUUUGAUAUGACAUCAAUAUUUACAUCUAUAUAUCUACUCAAACGUAAGUGUUUAUCUCCA
Molecule: messenger RNA, 1266 nt
Organism: Punica granatum (pomegranate)
Lineage: Eukaryota; Viridiplantae; Streptophyta; Magnoliopsida; Myrtales; Lythraceae
Source: RefSeq, a predicted model, not a curated record